Molecule: messenger RNA, 1734 nt
Organism: Trichoderma asperellum CBS 433.97
Lineage: Eukaryota; Fungi; Ascomycota; Sordariomycetes; Hypocreales; Hypocreaceae
Biological process (GO): maturation of SSU-rRNA from tricistronic rRNA transcript (SSU-rRNA, 5.8S rRNA, LSU-rRNA)
Cellular component (GO): small-subunit processome; nucleolus
Molecular function (GO): protein binding
Source: RefSeq, a predicted model, not a curated record
UUGCAAUUGGGAUGUUGGAACAGUAGAAACCGAUAAUCUCCCAAAUUUCUAUUGGCCAUUAUCAACUCAGCCGGACAACGCAAUUCUCGAUAGGUCAAUUGAUACAAAACUAGAAUAAAAAAAGAAGAAGAAGAAGAAGAAACACGAAAUCACAAUGAAGAUCAAGGCCAUCAGCCGAUCCGUAUCGGCCCAGCAGCCCCCCGGCACCGACACCGUCAAGCAGCCCCGAAACCUCGACUCGGCCAUCCACCCCUUCGAGCGCGCCCGCGAGUACAAGCGCGCCCUCAACGCCGUCAAGCUCGAGCGCAUGCACGCCGCCCCCUUCGUCGGCCAGCUGGGCCGCGGCCACGUCGACGGCGUCUACUCCAUCGCCAAGGACCCCAACUCGCUCGAGCGCUUCUCCAGCGGCAGCGGCGACGGCGUCGUCAAGGUCUGGGACCUGGCCACCCGCGAGGAGAUCUGGCACGCCACGGCGCACGAGAACAUCGUCAAGGGCCUCGAGUGGACGCGCGACCAGAAGCUGCUGACCUGCGCCGCCGACCGCUCCAUCAAGCUGUUCGACCCGUACAACCUGCCCAGCGAAUCCGCACCCAUCUCGUCAUGGCUCGGAGCCGGCGCCUUCACGAGCCUGUCUCACCACCGCUCGCGCAACGCCUUCGCCGCCGCCUCGAGCGUAAUCUCCAUCUACGACCUCGAGCGCCACACCGCCGCCCCAGAGGUCCUCCACUGGCCAACCUCGACCGACAUAAUCACAAACGUCGCCUUCAACUACGUCGAAACGUCCGUCCUCGCCUCCUGCUCCAACGACCGCUCCAUCGUCAUCUACGACCUGCGCACCUCCACGCCCGUCACCAAGUCCGUCCUGACCUUUGCCUGCAACCGCAUCGCCUGGUCCCCCAUGGAGGCCUUCAACUUCGCCGCCGCCUCCGAGGACCACAACGUCUACCUCUUCGAUAUGCGCAAGAUUGACCGCGCACGCAACGUCCUCAAGGGCCACGUCGCCGCCGUCAUGGACGUCGAGUUCUCCCCCACCGGCGAGGAGCUCGUCACCGCCUCGUGGGACCGCACCGUGCGCUUGUGGGAGCGCGACCGCGGCCACUCGCGCGACGUCUACCACACCAAGCGCAUGCAGCGCGUUAUGUCUGCCAAGUGGACGCCCGACGCAAAGUACGUGCUGUCCGGCUCCGAUGACGGCAACGUCCGCAUCUGGCGCGCAAACGCCUCGCAGAGACAGGGCAUCAAGUCGGCCCGCCACCGCCAGGCCCUCGAGUACAACGACGCUCUCAUCAAGCGCUUCGGACACAUGCCCGAGAUCAACCGCAUCAAGCGCCACCGGCACUUGCCAAAGGUCAUCAAGAAGGCCGGCGAGAUCAAGAACGAGGAGCUCAAGUCCAUCAAGCGAAGAGAGGAGAACGAGCGGAAGCACUCGAGCAAGCAGUUCCAGGCACGCAAGAGCGAGAGAGAAAAGAUGGUGCUGGCUCGAGAAAAGUAAAAAUGUGUGUUGUCUUAUGGGGGCAGUGGUUACUGUUACUUGUCAAGGGUUUAUAUCAAAACGCAAAAAGGGGGUCCUUACGGUAGUUGCAUGGCACGGCGUUCAGGGUUUGAAAGGGGUUAUUGUUUAUUAUACGAGAUACAUAAUGGACUGGACUUUUGUAGUAUCAUAUUUGCCGGUGUCACUAACGAAUCAAAGAUUAUUCGUUAUAUACAUAUAUAUAGCAAGAGAGGCGCAAUAUA